GUCCGAAUCGCACCAGCUGUUCCUGUGAGUAAGUGCUGUCUGACCUGGGGAAGGAGGGUGUGUCUCGUGUUUUCUCCUUUUAUCCCUUAUUUCCCGCUGCUCCUGGCGUAGUUUCCCUCUCCCACUCCUAGACGACAGUGAAAAGAGGAUGCAGGCUGGGGGAAUGCCACCAAUGGGAGGGCCACCGGGACCCCCUCAGAUGGUCCCAAUGAGCAAAGUUGAGAUCUCUAUAUCUGCCAAAGGGCUGAAGGAUAAGGACGCGUUUAGCAAGAGUGACCCCCUGUGCAUUGUUUACGUGAAGGAGAUGGGCCAGGAUCGCUUCCAAGAGGUUGGGAGGACUGAGAUGAUUAAGGACUCUCUCAAUCCACAGUGGGUUCGGAAAAUUGAGCUUGACUACAGGUUUGAAGAGAGACAGGUGCUGCGGUUUGCCAUUUAUGACUGGGACAACAAGAGCUCCAAACCAGAUGACCAGGACAAGCUAGGCACUGUGGAGUGUUCGCUUGGGGAGAUCAUGGGGCGGCAGGGUUCCCAGCUGAGCAAGACCAUUCAGGGCGGCACAGGGGUCCUCACGAUGGAGGGUGACGAGGUAUCAUCAUCUAAGGAAGUCGUCACCAUGGAACUCACAGGGACAGACCUCGACAAGAAGGAUUUCCUGGGCAAGAGCGAUCCUUUCCUUAUCUUUUACCGUUGCAAUGACAGCAGCCAGUACCUCGCAGCGCACAAGACAGAGGUGAUCAAGAAGACGCUCAACCCUGUGUGGAAACCUAUUAUUGUGCCCUCCAGGACCCUCUGCUCAGGGGACCACGGCAGGAGCAUCAAGAUCGAGUGCUAUGAUUGGGACUCGGACGGCUCACACGAUCUCAUUGGGGAGUGUUACACCAAUCUGGAGAGACUGCUGGAGGGGCCAGGGAACACCAACAUCUACCAACUCAUUAAUCCAAAGAAGAAAGCAAAGAAGUCAAGUUACAAGGACUCGGGGAAACUCCACCUCCGUAGCAUCUCAAGUCACGUGGAGCCAUCCUUCCUUGAUUACAUCCGCGGAGGGACCCAGAUCCACUUCACAGUAGCAGUGGACUUCACAGCCUCCAACGGGGAUCCACGCACCCCCACCUCACUCCACUACCGCCAGCCAGGAGUGGAUAACCAAUACUCCAUAGCUAUCAAGGCUAUCGGAGAGAUUAUUCAGGAUUAUGACUCGGACAAGAUGUUCCCGGCGCUUGGUUUUGGUGGUCGCAUUCCUCCUGAGUGGGUGGUGAGCCAUGAGUUCUUUCUGAAUGGGACUUCUGAUAAUCCUUACUGCCAGGGGGUCGCUGGUAUCCUGGAGGCUUAUUUCAACUCCCUUCAGACUGUUGGACUCUACGGACCCACAAACUUUGCCCCGGUGAUCAACCAUGUGGCACGUUUUGCUCAGGCUCACCAGGACGGCAACCACUACUUUGUGCUGCUCAUUAUCACUGAUGGCAUUAUUUGUGACAUGCCAGACACACGCAGGGCUCUGGUGGAGGCGUCAAACCUGCCCUUGUCAGUCAUCAUCGUUGGCGUGGGUAGCGUUGACUUCUCUGCCAUGGAGGAGCUGGACGGUGAUGAGAAGAGGUUGAGUUUUGGCGGGAAGUAUGCCAGCAGAGACAUUGUUCAGUUUGUAGAACUGAGGCGUCACUUGGGGCAGAGGGGCGGGCAGCACAGCCAGGCCUUGCUAGCGAAAGACGUCUUGAUGGAAAUUCCGCAGCAGCUGGUCUCAUGGAUGCGAACUCACGGGUACCAACCUCGCCCUCCCACUGUUCAGGCGCCACUUAACACUUACGGACUUGAGUAGCGUUAGUGAGGACCGUUCUUGUUUGCCCCCUUGGAGAAAUGCGCCGGUUCCUCAGUAACCAGCAGGAGAUGUCUCAAGCAAACCUAGCGAAGGAGGUACUGCGAGAGAUCCCUGCCCAGCUGCUCUCCUACAUGCGACACAUCCAUGCUGUCAAGUAGGAUACCACACAGGGC
Portunus trituberculatus (swimming crab) is the source of this 1986-nucleotide messenger RNA. Its product is annotated as copine-8-like. The coding region runs from base 149 to 1813 and encodes 554 amino acids. Gene Ontology annotation, molecular function: calcium-dependent phospholipid binding. The transcript is spliced from 11 exons. The record is from RefSeq and is a predicted model, not a curated record. Lineage: Eukaryota; Metazoa; Arthropoda; Malacostraca; Decapoda; Portunidae. Gene Ontology annotation, cellular component: plasma membrane. Gene Ontology annotation, biological process: cellular response to calcium ion.